Molecule: messenger RNA, 2315 nt
Organism: Elaeis guineensis (African oil palm)
Lineage: Eukaryota; Viridiplantae; Streptophyta; Magnoliopsida; Arecales; Arecaceae
Source: RefSeq, a predicted model, not a curated record
AUAAUAGGACCUCAGGAAAGUGUAUCAAUGAUUUUCUCUCCACUUAAAGUCAGCUGUCAGUUCUGGUUUGAACUCAAUCAAGAUUGUGGAAACUGUAUAAGCAGGCUUGUUUUUGACUCUCUCUUGGUUAUGUCCCUCCAAUUUCAUAUCGGUUUAUUCCAAGAGGCAAUAUUACUAUUCCAUUUUCUGUUGGUGUUGUCAUGAGAGAUCAUUUUGAGUUCCCUGGAUUGCAUAAGAAUGUAGGGGGGCUUUAUCAUUGAAACUUCUGCUAGCCGAAGAACUCUUGUAGGUGAGAUAACUUGGACGACUCCAGUUGCUAGUUCAAAUGAAGACGUCGAUGAUGAUUUGCCAGAGAUUGGCAACUAGGAGGGCGAUCCAUGGGAGAUAAAGAGAGAGGACCCUGUCUUCGAGAUGGACGAUCGGUUUGGAGGUCCACAUUUUGUGGGGGCAAAAAGCCAUUAAGAACUAACUUCUUGAAUUUUAGCAGGAAUGGUAAAGAAAGGGUGCACCAGGAUGCAGGGAAGCCGAUUUUUGUUGUAAAAUUCGGAAGAUAACAAACAUUUGAGGUGAAGAAGGGUCUAAAUUCAGAAUUUUAGGGGAAAAAAAAAACUUGGUUUUUAUUCGGUUUGUUUAUUUACACCCUGUCGAGGCUCAACGCCUUGGACUCGUGCAGACGCCGCUUUUAAAGACGCUCUGACUCUGACUCUGACUCUGACUUCUUGACCAAGAAGAGCCGAGAUGAAAAGACAGAACUCUGUUAUAAAAAGACAGGCUCUGACCGUGGUCACGUGCUCGUGCUUUUAAUGCGAGGGUCCUACUCCUUAUAUACUAUAUUAUUUAGCCGACCACGUAUAUCCGAUGGCUUUAUUUAUUACAUUAAUAAGUUUUGUAGCGCUCACUACGUGAAAGUUUAGUAUUCAAAAUACGAACGCCCUCGGAUCCUGGUUUGUCGUACGCAAAGCAUGAGACGAGUCCUGUGGUCCGGUUCUCUUCGAUUGGAUCUGGGCUCCAAGAUGGACCACUCAGAUGUGCUGCAAUGCAGGAACAAAUUAACCAAUUGGUUCGUUGGUAGGUAAAUGCUCUUUAUCGUAUCGAUACCCAUGGAAACUUCUUAAGAAUUCUCCAGGUCUUGUGAAGGACGUUGGUCCCAUUGCGCAAGAUUAGUUCAAGUCACAUUGAUUGAUGGUAUUUCGAGGUGCGAAAUCUCACUCCGUGUUUCGGCCUUCGCCCGCUACCGUUUUCCGUCAGCCGUUGUUUCUCCUCCACGAAAAAGUGUUCCUGCGGCACACCUUUCGAUUCUUUAUUUUUAAGUACAUGUUUUUUUUCUUUAAAUUCGAAAAACUUCAAAUUUAAAUCCCACCAGCCCCUGUCCUUUCCGCAAUCACCAACCCCACGACUCUCUUCUUCGUUCCUCCGAUUUCCACCUAGUAGAGAGGGAGGAAGAGAGAGAGCGGGGGCGGAAAGAUCCCAUCCUUUUCCACCUCAUUUGCUCGGAGAGGAAGGAAGGAUGAUGGCGGAGGCUGCGUAUGGCGGUGGCGGCGGUGGCGGCGAGGUGGAGGCGGCGGUGCAGGCGCUGAACACGAUCAUCCAGUUGCACUUCGAGAAGACGCUGGAGAAGAAGCGUGCGGUGGACGGGCAGAAGAAGGAGCUGUGGCGGCUCUUCCAGCUCUUCUUCCUCUUCCUGGCUCUGGUGCUGGGAGCCCAGCUGGGUGCCUCGCCGGAGCGGCUCCAGUGCCGGCACUGCUGGGCCCCCAUCGGGCUCCUCUCCCUUGGCCACCUCAUCUUCUACAUCGCGGUCGCCCAGACCCUCCGCUGCCUCAACGGCUUCAAGUACCAGCGCCGCUGCCACAAGCUCACCCUCGCCCUCGCCACCGACCGCCUCAAGCACCUCAAGAUGCGCUACUCCGCCGCCGCCGCCGGCGACCACUUCCUCCUCCUGCCCACGGACUACGAUAUCCCCUACCAGGAGCCCCCGGAGAGCUAUCUGGCGAAGUUCAAGCGGAGCUGGGCCCUCCAUUUCGCCUUCUUGAUCUGCACCUUCGGCUUCAUGGUCUCCGCCUCCGUCGUUCUCCUCUGCUUCUAGUAGAAUCCAUAUAUAUAUAUAUAUAUCUUCUCUUCCCCAACUUGUCUUUUUGGAAUUAUAUGACGCAGUAGAUGAUUGUAAUGAAAAACCAUGGCUAUAUAUAUGGUUAUCUGCUUUUGAGGAGCUUUAUGCCACCAAUGCCGAGCUCUUCUUUCUUUCUCUCCAUAUGUUGUGCAAGCUUAUCACUAAUAUAUUUAUGGCUUUUUAGAAAAGAAAAUAAUUAUAUCGGUUA